This is a messenger RNA of Penicillium cataractarum, 1389 nucleotides long. RefSeq lists its product as uncharacterized. The coding region runs from base 1 to 1389 and encodes 462 amino acids. The transcript is spliced from 3 exons. Gene Ontology annotation, biological process: peptidoglycan biosynthetic process. Gene Ontology annotation, molecular function: D-alanine-D-alanine ligase activity. The record is from RefSeq and is a predicted model, not a curated record. NCBI's taxonomy places the organism in Eukaryota, Fungi, Ascomycota, Eurotiomycetes, Eurotiales, Aspergillaceae.
AUGCAGCGCGCCCAUGCACACGAGGUGAUCGACGGGCUCGCAGUACGCAGUCAGAGCCUGCUGCAUCGGGCCCACGAGUACCUCCUCCUACCACCCGUGGCGGAGACAUCCAUCCCGAUGAACCGGGUCCCGGGAGGGGAAGGGGACGUGGAAGCAGAGGCGCGAGCAGCUUCGCCCGGGUCGCGACGGUCUGCACGGUGGCGGUGUACCCCGGAUGCUCCCAUCAUCGACGGUAUUAUUCCCAUCCCCACAGACGUGGUGGUGCAGGAAUACGUCCGAGGCUGGGAUUACUCGGUGAUGGUUAUUGAAGUGGGCGGGUUCCCCGUCCCGCUGGCCCCCGAACGAUACACCUACCCUCAGGGCUUCCAGCCCUAUGAUGACUUCCUGACCUUUGGGAUCAAGUUCCAUGCUGAGACGAAGGUCACACCCAUCGACUUCGAGGAGAACCCGGUGCUCUUCCACCGUCUGCAAGCGGUGGCCGUCGAGGCCUUCUAUGCCAACGAGAUGCAGGGCCAGAGCUGGUGCAAUGUCGACAUUCGCGUGCCGCCACCGGGGGAGGGCGAGCCCAUCGCGAUCGAAGUCAACCCCAUGCCCGCCGUCUUUCUCCCGCCGCCCCAGGAUUGGGAGGAUGUCUCAGUCCGAAAGUGCUUCCCUGGCGAUCACCGCGCCCUAGUAGAUACCCUCAUCGCCACGCAUCUGAUGGGCCGCCGGACCCGCGAGCAGGCCCAGCAACGCGUGGCUGAAGUCUACGACCACGUGAGUAACAACUACGACGACAACGUCGCAAAGAUGACUCGAAUGGGGGAUAUCUACGACGAGGUCCUGGCCACGGUCGAUUUGGGCUAUGGCACGAUUCUUGACCUCGGGGCGGGAACCGGCUUGUUUGGCCGCGCCCUGCUCCAGAAGCUCCAAUUGACUCCCCCAUCCGAGCUCUCCUCCUCCAUCAGUACCACCCCCUCCUCCUCUCACAACGAACUGGCCCCUGUCCGCCCCUUCUCCCUCACUGCCAUCGAAAUGUCACAAGGUAUGGAGCUGCUCUGCAGCCUCGACCUUCCCAAACCCGACCACAUCGUCAGCAUGUCCGCCCUCUACUUCCUCCCGCCGGUGGAAUUCUCCCUGGUGAUGGUGCGCGCGUUCCAGCUCGCGCAGAAAUCCGUCACCGUCUGCAUCGAUGAGACCCCCGAGAAUUACGAGGCGAAGCUGAUCGAAAUCGGGCCCCCGCAUUCCUACAUGAUCGGGUAUAACCACCUCGAGCAGAUGGAGAAGACCUUCUGCACAUCCGCCCCACCAGGGUGGUCCUUGACUAAGAAGUUCGAGCGGUCAGCGUGGUAUUCGCCAGUAACGGGGAUUGAGGUAUAUGCGACGGUGUUUUGCUUUGAGCGGGCAUGA